This is a messenger RNA of Penicillium subrubescens, 531 nucleotides long. RefSeq lists its product as uncharacterized. NCBI's taxonomy places the organism in Eukaryota, Fungi, Ascomycota, Eurotiomycetes, Eurotiales, Aspergillaceae. The record is from RefSeq and is a predicted model, not a curated record. The transcript has 3 exons. The coding region runs from base 1 to 531 and encodes 176 amino acids.
AUGUCCAUUGCACCAAGAUCUCGUACAGCUGCUCCUCUACCUGAUGAGACUCUACAGCUGCCUGCAAUGAUAGCUGUCAAAGCGUUGUUGUAUCUGAGGGACGAUCUUCGAACUCUUGCUAUCCAUAGCCAGAAUCCUCUCAGUCAAGAUGCUAGAUUGAUUAUCGACAAGUGCCAGGAGUUACAGAGCAGGCUGCAGCAGCCACCGAGCUGCACCGAGCUGGAACAUUACGCUCUUGAUCUCUACACCAUGCUUGUGGACAGUUAUUCGAGGGAAAUCGUGCUAAGUCUCAGUUAUGCCACUCGUCUUAAGCUAUCCCUUAUAGUUUGGCAUUUUGAUGCCUCGUCUCGCGAACCUUCCCCAGAGCUCCUCGCAUUCCUCCGGAGCCCGAACGAUAAGAAGGUGUUGGAAACAAUUCAUGUCAGGUAUCAGGAUCAAAUUCGUCAACAGGUCCUCUGCCCCGAAAGCAUCCGGAUAGUCAACCAGAAUUCGGGGAUAGCCAACACCAGCUCCAGCCUCCGCGAAGUCUAG